Molecule: messenger RNA, 513 nt
Organism: Echinococcus granulosus
Lineage: Eukaryota; Metazoa; Platyhelminthes; Cestoda; Cyclophyllidea; Taeniidae
Exons: 4
Coding region: 1-513 (170 amino acids)
Source: RefSeq, a predicted model, not a curated record
AUGCCAAUACAUUCCGAUUUGCCACUCAAUAUUCACAAACAAUUCUUGACCAAAACUGAAAUGCCAGAUGGACAGACACCUGCGAAAAUUUUCGACAGAAUAUUGCAAAGCAAAGAUGGUAUCGAGUUGACUUUUUUAUGCACCCCCUUUCAACCAUUUAUUUCAUUCGAUAUGGCACUUAAUUUCUUGGUUACAUUGCUGAUCCCUUUAAGUGAGACCACAACGGUCAUUAACUUACUAAAUCUUGAUAAAAUGACAAGAAAAUGCCAAAGAACCACCACAACUAUGCAAGUUAUCGCAUCAAAUAUUAAUUUUGAGGUCGUCACCUUGAGGAAAAUAAAUGCUAAAUUAUUCCGAUCAGAUCAUUGGAUCGAAUUUGACAGCACCAUUUUAGGUAUUGAGUGUUUGUUUUGCAUUCCAAUAAUUAUUUUUUUGAAGACAGAUUCAAGUUAUUUAAAACAAAAUGUGAAACAGAAGUCCGAAUUUGGUUUUUUACCUUUUAUUUGUACAUAA